AUGGAGCAUAAACCAAAUGUUUGGAACAUUGGUUUGGACAUGAAUUUAUUAGCUGCAGCCUAUGCUGGUAUAAUAUCAUCAGGUCUUACAUAUUAUGUACAAGGAAUUGUGAUGCAAAAGAAAGGACCAGUUUUUGUGACUGCUUUUAGUCCUUUGAUGAUGAUCAUUGUAGCAACCAUGGCCACUUUCAUCCUUGCUGAAAAAUUAUAUCUUGGAGGUGUUAUUGGAGCAAUUUUGAUCGUAAUAGGACUUUACUCCGUUCUAUGGGGCAAAAACAAAGAAAACAAAGAGAUUGAAGCGGAAACAAAAACAGAAAGAACGGAGUGUUGUGUAAAAAUUUGGAGGCUUGUUAUGUUAAGGGUAAUUGGGUCUUCUUUUAGGAUGAGUGUAUAUAUCAGUAUACUGAUUAUUUAG
This is a messenger RNA of Vicia faba (fava bean), 414 nucleotides long. Lineage: Eukaryota; Viridiplantae; Streptophyta; Magnoliopsida; Fabales; Fabaceae. The record is from the annotation of a GenBank genome assembly.